AUGACUAAAUUUCGUCCCUGUAUAGACUUGCAUUCAGGUCAGGUGAAGCAGAUUGUAGGCGGUACAUUAACAACUGCUUCAUCUGACUUGAAGACCAACUAUGUAUCGAAAUUACCGGCUGGUCAUUUUGCAAAACUGUACAAGGACAAUGAUCUUACAGGUGCUCAUGUCAUUAUGCUUGGACCUGGCAAUGAGGAGGCUGCGAAACAAGCUGUAGGAGAGUGGAAGAAUGGUCUUCAGGUUGGAGGUGGUAUUACGGAUGAAAAUGCUAGGCAGUGGAUUGAAUGGGGUGCUGAGAGGGUCAUCAUUACUUCUUUCCUCUUUCCUAAUGGGAAGUUCUCCCAAGAACGACUAAACUCCGUAUUGGAAUCUCUUGGUGGUGAUAAAGAAAAACUUGUCAUUGAUCUGAGUUGUCGAAAGAGAGAUGAUACUUGGUUUGUGGCUAUGAAUAAAUGGCAAACCAUCACAGAUAUGGAGGUGAAUGAGGCAUCAAUAAAAUCUUUAGAGCCAUAUUGCUCCGAGUUCUUAAUCCAUGCAGCCGACAAUGAGGGGUUGCAAAAAGGCAUCGAUGAACAACUCGUCGAGAAACUAGCACAAUGGUGUAGUAUCCCGGUCACUUAUGCUGGUGGCGGAAGAAACCUUCAAGAUCUUGAUAAUGUCAAGAGACUUAGUGAUGGGAAGGUUGAUCUUACAAUCGGAAGUGCUCUGGAUGUCUUCGGAGGCUCCGGUGUCACAUUUGAUGAAUGUGUACAAUGGAACCAGAAGCAAGUUGCUUCGUCAUAA
Molecule: messenger RNA, 783 nt
Organism: Botrytis sinoallii
Lineage: Eukaryota; Fungi; Ascomycota; Leotiomycetes; Helotiales; Sclerotiniaceae
Exons: 3
Coding region: 1-783 (260 amino acids)
Biological process (GO): L-histidine biosynthetic process; L-tryptophan biosynthetic process
Cellular component (GO): cytoplasm
Molecular function (GO): 1-(5-phosphoribosyl)-5-[(5-phosphoribosylamino)methylideneamino]imidazole-4-carboxamide isomerase activity
Source: RefSeq, a predicted model, not a curated record